Messenger RNA from Scutellospora calospora, 538 nucleotides. The record is from the annotation of a GenBank genome assembly. Lineage: Eukaryota; Fungi; Glomeromycota; Glomeromycetes; Diversisporales; Gigasporaceae.
AAUUAAAAGGAUAUAUUCGCAUACUUGAAGCUAAUUUAGCUGAAGAUAAUAAUCAAGAUAGUAAGAAAGAUUCUCAACAAUUAACUAAAAUAAUGUUAACAAAUGAUGAAUGGAAUUUGCUUCGUAAUCUUAUUCCAGUCUUAGGUCCUUUUGAAGAAAUAACUAGAUAUCUUAGUGGUAGUAACUAUGCUACUUACAGUAUAAUGAGUCCUUUAUUAACUAUAAUUCUUAAGAUGCUAAAACCUGCUUCAUUAACAAAUGAAACAAAUGAAAUAAAUAUUGAAAAAAUUGAAGAUAUUUUUAUAGAUGAGAUUCAAGAAUUAUUAAAAAAUAAAUAUUAUGAUAUGAAAAAUAAUUCAAAAGUAAACUCAACUACAGCUUCAACAUCUACAACAUCAACACAAAACCUAUCAAAUAUAUGUUCUUUUCCUAAUUCUACAUUAACUAUGCUUUACAAACCCAUACUUUUCAAUAUAUUUAAUAAUCUACCAACUGUCAAUUCACAAAGCGAACUUGAUGAAUAUUUUGACCAUUAUUA